AUAACCCUGUCCCCAUCCUCUACCUCUCUAUUCUGCACCAUGAAGGGCUUUCACAUUGUGGUGCUGCUGUCCUCGGCCGUGCUGCUGGUCAGCGCUGCUCCGGCUCUGGAGCUGGUGACAUGCACCGCGGAGAGUGAAGCUGCGGCUGCACGGCUGGCUAUGCAUCGCAUUAACGAGAACCAUCGCCACGGCUACAAGUUCAGACUCCAAGAGAUCCAAGGCAACAAAGGGGAAAAGACGGACGACGGCUGUAACCUUGAGCUGCAGUUGAACCUUCUGGAGACAGUGUGCCACGUCGUCAACCCCAAACACUUUGAGGACUGUCAGAUCCGUGGAGAGGCUGGCCGGGCGGUGAUGGCUAACUGCACCGUAAAGAUGAGCGUUAAAAAUAAUGACGCCAACGUCACCAAGUAUGAGUGUGACACGCGACAAGUAAAACCAACAAGGAGAUGGUAAGGAUUUGCCCAGACUGUCCCAGGCUGGACUCACUGAACAGCACUGAAGGUCUCAAGUAUGUUAAUGAAGCUGUGAGCAAGUUCAACCAGAACGC
Messenger RNA from Perca fluviatilis (European perch), 550 nucleotides. Its product is annotated as antihemorrhagic factor cHLP-B-like. Gene Ontology annotation, cellular component: extracellular region. Gene Ontology annotation, molecular function: endopeptidase inhibitor activity. Gene Ontology annotation, biological process: negative regulation of endopeptidase activity. Bases 40 to 456 code for a protein of 138 amino acids. The record is from RefSeq and is a predicted model, not a curated record. Lineage: Eukaryota; Metazoa; Chordata; Actinopteri; Perciformes; Percidae. The transcript is spliced from 4 exons.